Molecule: messenger RNA, 5476 nt
Organism: Lepisosteus oculatus (spotted gar)
Lineage: Eukaryota; Metazoa; Chordata; Actinopteri; Semionotiformes; Lepisosteidae
Source: RefSeq, a predicted model, not a curated record
UUAGACAUGGGAUGUCGAUGCUUUGAAUUAAAAUUGCCUCUCCCACGCAGUACUUUAUUUUGAAAUAAUGUUACUUAGUAGUUGUAAGUUUAUUAGUAUAACAAGUCACGUCUCUUAUACAAAGUUGGUUACUGUAGGUCUUUAAAAUAAGCUAAAUGUAAAAGGAUUUGCUAUUCUUAAGUGCCUCAGAGGGUAAAUAGUUCUGCUUGGAGUGUCUUCUAGCCCGGCAGUGGCUGGAGGGAACUACCUGUGGGGUGGAGUAGCUUGUAGGGUAGUAGUCUGGGGUGCACUGGUCUUUCAUACACCAGUUUGUCACCCUCUCUGCAGCGUGAGAAAAUGAGAAAAGGUAGACAAAACUCAUUUCACCAGACACACGUUACUGUGUGUUACCUUCAUCUUUCCUGGUGUGGCGAUUCAGAGUGAAGGAAGAAAUCCCACGCAAAGGAGGAGUCUGAAAACAUAAACCAACAGCUGAUUCAACAUAAACAACUGAUUCACAGACAAGCUUUCUCAACAGUUCUUGAAGUUCAGGCUAUGAGCUGUAAGAACAAUACAAUAACAACCUUGAAGAAGAAUGUUCAAGUACGAUACUGUUUCUUCAGUUUGUGAAAUGUUUGCACUGGAAUAUUGUACUGCUUACUAUUUAAAUCCUUUUAGAAACUGCAACUACCCCUUGGUUUGAGACGUACAGAGAGAACUUCUUUCAGUCCAUGCCGGCCUCAGAUCAUGAGUUUCUUAAUCAUUAUCUGGCAUGUAUGCUUGUAGUUUCUUCUCACGAGCCAGAGCCGGUGGAGCAGUUCCUGAAGCUGUCUCAGGAGCAACACCGCAUUCAACACAGCAGCGAGUUCUCCUAUCCCAAGUGGUUCAUUCCCAACACGCUCAAGUAUUUCGUGUUACUCCAUGACAUCAGUGAAGGAGAUGAGCAAAGGGCUGAUUCUGUUUAUGAGGAAAUGAAACAAAGGUAUGGAACUCAGGGUUGCUACUUGCUCAAAAUUAACUCACGGGCUACGGCAGUUGGCUCAGACGAACAGAUUCCUGACCCUUGGAGCCAGUAUUUACAGAAAAGCAACUUCCAGAAUCAGGAGUUACAUGAAGAACAUUCGUCAGUAGUCAUAAACUAUAAGAAUGUGGAAAACAACAUAAGUGCACCAGAAGUUGAUGGUCCUGAUCAUCCAGGCAAAGUAGAUGGGAUCCCCAACAAUUUUAAAGCCCACCCUCUGCAGUUAGACCACCCCAGUGAUCCCGGUGGCCAGUUUGAUGGCCUUGAUGUCUUAAAGUCCACCACACCAGUCUCUGAUGCUAAGAAACAAACCAGUGUUACAACUCACGGUGCUUGUCUGACACUUACCGACCACGACCGAAUCAGGCAGUUCAUCCAGGAGUUCACCUUCAGGGGGCUUCUGCCGCACAUAGAAAAAACCAUUCGGCAGCUCAAUGACCAGCUGUUGUCCCGGAAGGGCCUGAGCCGAUCUUUAUUUUCUGCAACAAAGAAGUGGUUUAGUGGGAGCAAAGUACCAGAAAAAAGCAUAAAUGAGCUGAAAAACACAGCAGGCCUGUUGUACCCUCCAGAAGCUCCUGAACUGCAAAUAAGGAAGAUGGCGGACCUGUGCUUCUUAGUCCAGCAUUAUGAUUUAGCAUACAGCUGCUACCACACUGCCAAGAAAGACUUCCUGAAUGAUCAAGCCAUGCUUUAUGCUGCUGGAGCCCUGGAAAUGGCAGCCAUUUCUGCUUUUCUACAGCCUGGGGCUCCUAGACCCUACCCAGCUCACUAUAUGGAUACAGCUAUUCAGACAUACAGGGAUGUGUGCAAAAAUAUGGUGCUAGCGGAGAGGUGUGCUUUGCUCAGUGCAGAAGUUCUGAAAAGCCAGGCCAAGUACUCAGAAGCUGCAACACUCUUAAUCAGAAUGACCAGUGAGGACUCGGACCUGCGGAGUGCCCUCUUGCUGGAGCAGGCAGCACAUUGCUUCAUUAACAUGAGGAGCCCGAUGGUGCGGAAGUUUGCCUUUCACAUGAUCCUGGCAGGGCACAGGUUUAGUAAAGCUGGCCAGAAGAGGCAUGCCCUAAGGUGUUACUGUCAAGCAAUGCAGGUGUACAAGGGAAAAGGCUGGUCCCUUGCUGAAGACCAUAUUAAUUUCACCAUUGGACGACAGUCCUACACAUUGAGGCAAUUGGAAAAUGCUGUUUCAGCCUUCAGGCAUAUAUUGAUCAAUGAGAGCAAGCAAACCGCAUCUCAGCAGGGAGCAUUCCUGAGGGAAUAUCUUUAUGUUUACAAGAGUGUGAGCCAGCUGUCCCCAGAGGGCGCACUGCCACAGCUGCCGUUGCCUUGCAUUCAGAGCUCAGCCACGAGGGUCUUCUUCGGGCACGACCGGAGACUGGCAGAGGGAGAGAAACAGGCUGCCACUCAUGUCAGCCUCGACCAGGAAUUUGAUCGGGAUUUGUCGCAACAGUGGAAGGAGCUUGAGGAACAAGUUGUAUCUAUUGUCAACAGAGGAACAGUCCCUGUCAACUUUCAACCUACUCAGUAUUGUCUGAACAGCCAGACGGACAAUUUACGGUUUCCACUGGCCGUUGUAGAAGAGCCAAUGAUUGUUGAGGUGGUCUUCAGAAACCCCUUGAAGGUUCCCCUUGUCCUCACUGACCUUUCGCUGCUGUGGAAAUUCCACCCUAAAGACUUCUGUCGGCCUCAGAAUGGGGAGGCUGUCGAGGCAGUAACUAACGAGAAGGAUGCACAUAUGAAGGCCACAUUCAAAACUGAUCUUAUCGGCACUGAAGUAAUAUCAGAAUUUUACAUGGGUCAUGAAGAGACAAAAGUGGCACGCUUGAAACUCUUUCCUCAUCAAACAGGAGAGCUUCAUAUUCUUGGAGUGGUGUACAAUUUGGGUACAGUCCCAGCUGCAGAUGGGACAGACGUUUUUUCUGGGGUCCAAAUGGAAGGCAAUCUCGGCAGCGCUGGAAUGUCGGUUCGGGGCCAGCAGGCCCUAGAGAUCCAGGGGCCCCGCCUGAACAGCACUAAGGAAGAGAAGACGUCCGUCAAGCACGGCCCGGACCGGCGGCUUGACCCCAUCGUCGCCCCGCCGAUGCCGCUGCUCGAGGUGUUCUUCAUUAAUUUUCCUACCGGACUGCUCUGUGGGGAGAUCAGGAAAGCGUAUGUGGAAUUUGUGAAUGUAAGCAAGGUUCCCCUCACAGGAUUAAAGGUGGUUUCUAAGCAUCCGGAGUUCUUCACAUUUGGAAGCCAUACUGCAUCGCUGACACCGCUGAGCCCUACGGCGUCUGAAAACUGUAGUGCUUACAAGACCGUAGUCACCGGUUCUCCUUUGGGCACGGCAGUGACUUCGCUUGUGUCGCCGGCGGACUUCGGAGUCGGGUGCGAAAACCCCUGUCUGGGGGUGGUUGAUAUACCACUGCCGGAUUCUGUGCUUUUGCCAGGAAACUCUAUUCAGCUGCCCAUGUGGCUGCGAGGACCCGAUAAAGAGGGCGUCCAUGAAAUUAACUUCUUAUUCUAUUACGAAAGCACAGAGAAGACCUCAAAGCUGAGCCAUAGGGUCUUGCGCCACACGGCAGUGAUCUGUACAAGCCGGUCUUUAAGUGUGAGGGCAACAGUGUGCCGAAGCAAUACCUUCCAGGAUGAGGAAGAUGGAAGAAAUGGCAACAUGCUUGUUUUUGUUGAUGUGGAAAAUGUAAACACUAAUGAAGCAGGCGUACGAGAGUUUCACGUCGUGCAGGUUUCCAGCAGCAGUAAACAAUGGAGGCUACAGAAACGUAUUAACCCUUCUGAAGACAAAGACGCAAAACUUACAAGCAGAGAAAGAGGAAAAUUGUGCUUCAGAGCAUCAAAAUGCAAAAGCCAAGAAGCUACCUCAAGUGCAUUAGAGAAGUAUACAUUUGCCGACAUAAAUCUAGGAAAUGAACAGAUAGUCAGUGCUACCACUCCUUGUGCAGAUUUCUUCUUUCGAAGCUGCCUAACUAGAGAGCCAAAGAAGACUGCACCUGCUGCUCAUAACAGAGGUGUUCCUUCAGGAUUGCCAAAAGACGAUAUAACAAGGGUGGUGAGAAAGUGCACUGAAGUGGAUCUGAAUAUCAUCGUGUUGUGGAAGGCAUACGUGAUUGAAGACAACAAGCAGUUCAUUUUGGAAGGUCAGCUCCAUGUGGCUCUUCAGACCAUUGGGAAGGAAGCAUGUUCUUUAUCACAGAAACAGGAAGCUCAAGAAAUGGUGUUGCUGAAGUUUAUCCGCCCUGAACAGCCCCCUCCACUCUCGAGACCAUCUAUGGAACAGCUCUCUCACCUAAUAAAAACAAGCCUUCAUUAUCCUGAGUCCUAUGAUCAUCCAUUUCUACAGAAAAGUCUGUGCAUGGUACCUGUAACUCUAAUGCUUUCGAACUGCUCCCUCGCUGGAGUUGAUGUUAUCAUAGACUUGCGUCAUAAAGCCACAAGUCCUGAGACAUUAGAAGUCCACGGUUCUUUCACUUGGCUUGGGCAGACCCAGUACAAGCUUCAGCUGAAAGCUCAGGAAGUUUACAAGCUUCAUCUCAAAGCCUGCUUCAUCCAUGCUGGGGUCUACAAUCUUGGGACACCUAGGGUUUUUGCUAAACUGACAGAUCAAGGAUCAAUGUGUGAAACUAGCCAGCAAAACUCUAUGCCAGCAUUAAUCAUAAUCAACAACAUCUGAAACUAACUUUCGGAUCUCAAUUCAGAUAAAUACUGGAAACAGAUAUCAUUUUGUACUUCUUAAAAAUUCCUGCAUCAGACUUGCUUGUAUAGAUUGCAAUGGCAAGAUCUUAAACUUAUUUUAUGUGUCACCUGCAAAGCAUUAUGGACUUUUAAGUGUGUAUGUGAUGAUUUUUUUCAGCAUAUUUAUCUUUCAUCUCAGCUUGUACCUAGUCUUUUUUAUAACAAUAACUAAAUAUUUACAGCUGGCGGAAGAUGAACAGCAGCUUUUUUGUCUGCACUAAUUUGUCUUCCUCACAUUCUGUUUGUGGCUGUUUAGUUAUGGUUCUAUGGUUUAAAAUAAAAGGAAAACUAUCUACCGGGCUGUAUUAAACAGACAUUCAAUCUCCAUUGGGUUAAUUCUAUAUUGUAUGAGAGGAACAUGUCUUUGGUAUAAAAGCAACUACAGCAGAAACUAGAUUUCAUUGGUUGCAUUUUAUUUUUUAUUACGAAUCCCGUAAUUAGACAAUUAAUGUUAUUUAAAUUUGAUCAUAACUCAUACAUGAAAAGGAGGAUCAAUCAACUAAUGCAGCCAACGAUGAAAAAUCAACCCUAAAAUAUUGAGGGAAACUGUGCUGAUCUCACAAGCACGUUAUUUUAAUGUUCUAUAAACGAAUCAUUUCCCUUACUGUGUAACUUGACCAUUUGAUUAAGAUGUUAUUUAAGUGUAUCUAGACUGCUUUUCAGAAAAUGAUGUAAUAUAUUUAUAACAAAUUUACUGUAAAUAGAAUAAAACAUAACCAAAAUACAUUGUGAAUUUGAUCUCAUUAG